AUGGCGGGAGCCCCGCCCCCUGCGCCCGCCCCUCACGACAGCGCCGCCGCCGCCCGUCCCUCAGCGCGCGUGCGCGGGGCGCGCUCCCGCCCCUCUUCAGUGCGCCUGCGCGGGGCGCGCCCCCGCUUCUCCUCAGUGUGCGUGCGUGGGGCGCGCUCCCGCGGAAUGUCCUCGUGGGAAUCAGGGAAUGUCCCCGUGGGGAAAAAACCCACGGGACCAUGGAAUGUCCCUGGGAUGUCCCCAGGAAUGUCCCCUUGGGAAGGGGCACUCCAGGCUCAUCCAGCCCCCGCACAGGACACGGCGCGCUCCCGCGGGGUGUCACGGGGCGUCCCGCGUGGGGACCCCUCGGGGAUGCGGUUACCGGUGACAGCCCUCGCUCCACCCCACGCCGUUGGCGCUCGGACACGCCGAGCCAACCGCCGCGCUGCUGGCCAGCGGGCUGGUGGCACCUGGGGCUGGCACUGCGGGGGCGACAAACCUGCCGCCGGUGACAGCGCCUCGGGGGUGGCACACUGGUGGCACCCCCUUGGUGACAAACCUGCCGCCGGUGACAGCGCCUCGGGGGUGGCACAUUGGCGCUCCGUGGCCAUGCUGCGCUGCCACGUGGUCGCCGUCCACAUUCCCGGGGCCACCGGCUUCGGUCCCGGUGUCCUGCUGUCCGUCUGCUUCCGAGGUGUCCCCAGGAGAACCCAGGUGGUGCCUGAGGAGCGCAGCCUCACCUGGAAUGAGGAGCUGGUGUGGCCGCUGGACAGGUGUCCCCUGAGUGCCACGGACACGCUGGGGCUGCACCUGCGGCGUGGGGACUGCCUGCUGCCCCGGGAGGACCUGGGUGCCACCACGGUGUCGCUGAGCGAGCUGGUGGCCAGCCCCAGGCUGCCGAUGGCCGUCAGGGACAUCCCGCUGCUGGACCACCGGGAGCGGCCCACGGGGUGCACCGUCACCCUCCGCUGCUACCACGACCUGCACGGCGCGGCUGGGGACGUCCCUGUCGCCACCGGGCACGGCCAGGUGGCCCUGGAGCCACCGGGGGUGGCACCUGAGGACAGGAAAGAGGAUUUCCAGGUGCGGGUGAGGGUCAUCAAGGGCCGCCAGCUGCGGGGCAAUGCCAUCAAGCCCGUGGUGAGGGUGCAGAUCGGGAGGCAGCACUUCCACAGCCGCAGCCGGAGCGGGAACAACCCCUACUUCAACGAGGUGACACCGCGGAGGGGACACGGGCACCGCCCCGUCCCUCGGCCCGUCCUCACUGCUGUCCCUUCUCCGGGUUUUCAGGUGUUCUGCCAGGAUUUCCACAUGGCGCCGGAGCAGCUGGUGGCACUGCCCAUCCAGAUCCAGGUGCUCCGUUCACCAAACAUCUGCACCAAGGCCGUCAUUGGCAUCUUUGAGCUCGAUGUCGGCACCAUCUACUCUGCCCCAGCACCCCAGCUGGGGGUGAAGCCCCAUUUUGGGGGAGCACCGGGCAUUUUGGGGAGGUUUCAGGCGUGUCUCCGGUGGCACCGGCGAGGUGACGGCGGUGUCCCCGGUGUCCCCGGCGGGACAGGCCGCAGCCUGAGCGGGAAGUGGCUGAGCCUGCAGCACCCGCGGCACCGCGACGGCCGCUCGCAGGGCUUCCUGCAGGUCAGCCUGGUGGUGCGCCGCGCCGGGGAGCGCGCCCAGGAGCGGGAGGUGCCGCCGGGGGACGAGGAUGUGGAGGCCAACCUGCUGCGGCCGCCGCCCUGCGCCACCACGCUGCAGAUCCGCGUGUUCCGCGCCGAGGACCUGCCGCGGGGUGGGGACGCCGGGGUGGGCAUGGGGGAAUUCGGGACGAAGAGUGAAUCUGGGGACCUCUUUGCUCCAACAGAGUGGGAACGCGGGGAAAUCGGGGUGAGGGGAGAAUUUGGGGACCCCUGCUUGCCGCAGGAGCCGGCACGGGCGUGCCUGGGCGGCACCGCGGGCUCGCUGAAGGUGUCGGUGCGGGUCGGCUUUGCGGGCAGGACGCUCUGCACCCGCGGGGUCCCCGCCGAGGCCAGCCCCGAGUGGAACGAGGUUCUGUCCUUCCCCCUGCGGCUGCCGCCCAUCUGCGACGAGAUCCUGCUGGAAAUCCUGCGUGGGUCGUGCCGGAGCAAAGCCCUGGGCAGGGCCACCCUGCGGCUGUCCCAAAUCUCCCGGGAGCCCAAGGAGCUCGAGGAGGGGACCCCCGGCUUCUCCCCCUCCUUCGGGCCCAGCUUCCUGCCCUUCUACGGCCCCCGGCCGGACGCUGCCAGGGACUCGGGGCCGGUUUUCCGGGGCCGGCUGCUGCUGGAGCUCUGCACCCACACGGGGACCCCGCCGGGGCGGCAGCGCGACGCCGUGGCCCCGGUGGACGCCGAGCGGGCGCAGAGCCGCCUGCCCCGCUGCCAGCUGGGGCUCUGCGGGGUUUUCUACUCGGCCACGGCCGUGCCCGGCGGCGCCGAGGCGCUGAGCCUGGAGCUGGGCAUGGGGGGCACCGCGGCCGCCACCGCGCCCGCCCUGCCCGCCUUCGACGGGAACCUCUACCACUACCUGCCGUGGUUUGGGGACAAACCUGUGGCCGCUGUCACCUCGCAGUGGGAGGACGCCGGGCACCGCUGGGACAGCCUGAACCUCCUGCGAGCGCUGUGCCAGCACCUGGAGGAGAACCUGGCCAAGCUGCAGGGACACCACGGGGACGCCAGCGGGGACAUCGGGGUGAAGCUGCUGCAGGAGCUGGAGCGGGACUGCGAGGCCGCCCUGCAGUACCUGGAGGAGCAGCCCGUCCUGACCGCCCUGGACCAGCAGCUGCGGAGCUGCCGGCGGCGCCUCCUGCAGCGGCUGCAGCGCGAGGCCAGGGCCGACGGCGGCCGCGGGGACGCCCUGGGGACGGUGGCCCGGGGGUGGCUGCGGCGCGCGGCCGCGCUGGCCGUGGAGCCCCAGGCCGGUGUCCCCGACGUGCAGCUGUGGCUGCUGCGGGGCCAGGCGCGGGUGGCCUCGGCCCGUGUCCCCGCCACCGAUGUCCUGCACUCCCCGCACGGCCCCGGCGCCAGCGGCCAGCUCUGCGGGAGGAUCGUCACCCUGUUCCUGGGCUGCGGGGACAGCCAGGCCCAGGUGCGGGUGUGGCUGUGGCUGGGCCGAGUGGCCGAGAGCGGCGAGCUGGCCGGGCUGCUCGGGGGGAGCCUGCGCUUCUACUGCCAGAUGUUCGAGAACCAGACGCGGCUCUUGGGGACGUGGGGGCCCCGGCGCUUUUGGGGGCGCCCCGCGUUCUCCGACAGCUCCGGCCGGGCCCUGCCCCCCCCGGAGGAGCUGCGGCCCCCCAAGGGAUGGAGCUGGGACGGGCCCUGGAGCGUGGAGCGGCCGCGGCGGCGGGCGCCAGCACGGGCAGAGGGCGCAGGGACCGUGGUCCUGGAGGAGCUCUACGAGAACCAGAGCCGAGAGCCCGGUGGGGACUGGACCAGCACGGCCAGCACGGACGCUGUGAGUGGGGGACAGCGUGGGGACAGCGUGGGUGGCACCGGAGUGUCACUGCUCAGCGCCCGCCUGGUUUUGCAGAAGGGAGUGGCAGUGCCACCAAAGGAGGAGGUGGCAUGUCCCCAGGGCUGGCACGUCACCAGUGACUGGCAGGUGGACACGGAGGGGGCUGAGGAUGAGGACGGUUGGCACUACGGGGUGGGCACGGAGGACGGCAGCCCCCCGGCAGCGUGGCACAGCGAGGGACAGCAGUGCCACACCCUGCGGCGCCGGCGCUGGCUCCGGGUGUGCCACAGGGACAGCGACGGCUGGGCACAGGACACGGACACCUGCAGCAGCCUGGUGACACUCGCGGGGACAGGGAUGGGUGGCAGGGUGGGGGUGACGGGGAUGGAGGACCCCGAGGAGCUGUGGGAGGAUGAGGCCUGGCAGCCCGAGUGCUUCUGGGGCUGCACCUUCCAGCCCAAGGUCCCGGCCGGGCCCCGGUGCCGCCGGCGGCGCUGGCAGCGCUGCCUGGUGCCCGCCGAGCCCGGGGCCGCCGUGGCACCGCUCUUCCUGCUCCGGGGAGCGCCGGACACCGAGGAGCCGGCUCAGGACAGUCCAGAGGUGGCCCUGCAGCAGCCACUGCCCUUCAUCCUCUGCAGCUUCCAACGCCCCAGCCGCUUCCAGCUCCGCUGUUACAUCUUCCAGGCGCUGGAUCUGGCGCCCGGCAGCUCCAGGACCUCCAUAGAUGCCACCGCGCACGUGUCGUUCGUGUCCCUGAGCCAGCGCACGGGGACGGCGCGCGGGGCGCUGGACCCGCGCUGGGAGCAGACGCUGCUGUUCCCCCGGGUGCCGCUGUUCGGGGACCCCCGAGGCGUCGGGAGGGACCCCCCGGCCGUGGUGGUGGAGGUGUGGGACCAGCGGGGACAGGGCCCCGCGGUGCUCCUGGGCCGCUGCGUGUGCUCCCCGCGGGUCUGGCUGGACGCGGCGCUCCGGGAGCCGCCCCGGCUCCAGCCCCACGCGCUGCGGGGCCCGCGGGGCGCGGCCGGGGAGCUGCUGGCGGCCUUCGAGCUCCUGCAGGAGCCCCAGGACGGGUCCCCGGCUCCGCUCGGCCCCCCGCCCCUGAGCAAGGACGGGUUCGGCAUCCCCCCGGAGCUGCGGCCGCGCCUGCACUGGGUGGCGCUGGAGGUGCUGGCCUGGGGGCUGCGGGGGCUGCGCGGGGCCGUGCGGGAGCCGCGCCUGGAGCUGCAGUGGGGGGAGCAGAGCCUGUGGACGCCCCCGAUCCAGGACGUGGCCACCAACCCCAACUUCCCCAGCAACGCCUUCCUGCUCACCCUGGUGAGGGCGGGGGCGGGCCCGGGGGUGGCUGCGGUGGCCGGGCCGUCCCUGAUCCGUCCCCGGCCGUGCCCGCAGGCGCUGCCCGAGCAGGAGCGCUUCGUGCCGCCCAUCCGCCUGCGGCUCUGGCACCGCGCGGGCGCCGAGCGGCGGCUGCUGCUGGGCCAGGCCUGCGUCAGGGAGCUGGGCCGGUACCGGUGCCCCCCGCCCUGCCAGGAGCCCGGCAACAGCUCUGACACGGUCGUGUCAAUGCCAGACGAGCUCCUCUCCGUGCCCGCCUCCUCCAGCCCCUGCAGGCGUUGGUGUUCCCGGUUCCUGGCCAUGUCCCCGGCCAGGAUGGCUCAGGACCUGCUGGGCUACCUGAGGAGCAGGCGGGCUGAGGAUGAGGACGAGGAAGAUGAAGACGAGGAGGAUGAGGACGAUGAGGAGGAGGAGGAGGAGAGGGACUGGUGGAGCAAAUUCUACGCGUCCAUGGAGGACAAGGAGCCCAAAUCUCCAUGGGGAACCAACGGGGACAGGCUGAAGAUCUACGGCUGCGAGCUGGAGGCCGUGCCCGAGUUCCAGGCGCUGCAGGAUUUCUGCCAGAGCUUCCCCCUGUGCAAACCCGGCCGCGCCCCCGAGCCCGUGGGCACCUUCAAGGGGCUGUUCCGCAUCUACCCCGUGCCCGAGGGCGCCGCGGCCCCGCCCGGCCCGCGCUGCUUCCAGCGGCUGCCGCCCGCGCGGCCCCAGCCCUGCCUGCUGCGCGUCUACGUGGUGCGAGCCUUCGACCUGUCCCCCCGCGAUGUCACCGGCCUGAGCGAUCCCUACGUGCGGGUGGCGCUGGGCAAGAGGACGCUGGGGCAGCGCGACCACUACGUGCCCAACACCCUGGAGCCCGUCUUCGGCAGGAUGUUCGAGCUGACGGCCACCAUCCCCCUGGAGAAGGACCUGCGGGUGACAAUCAUGGACCACGACAAGGUGCCCCCGGACCGGGAGAUCGGCAGCACCACCAUCGACCUGGAGGACCGGCUGCUGUCCCAGCACCGCGCCCACUGCGGGCUGCCCGGCCUGUACCACACCGCGGGCCCCGCGUGCUGGCGGGACCAGCUGUGCCCCAGCCGGGCCCUGGAGCUGCUGGCGGCCGCCCGGGGGCUGCGCGGGCCCCUCUUCAGCCGCGGGGGCACCGCCCUGAGCCUGGGCGGGCGGCGCUUCCUGCUCAAACACUUCGAGCGGCGCCACCCCCCGCCCCGCCACGCCGGGGCCCCCCGGGAGCGCCUGGCCCUGCACGUGCUGAACCUGUGCGAGCUCGUCCCAGAGCACCUGGAGACACGCGGGCUGCAGAGCCACACCCGGCCCGGCCUCGAGCAGGGCAAGGUGCAGAUGUGGGUGGACAUCUUCCCCACCAGCCUCGGCCCCCCCGGGCCCCCCGUGAACAUCGACCCCCGCCAGGCCGAGGGGUACGAGCUGCGCUGCGUGGUGUGGAACGUGCAGGACACGGAGCUCAGGGACAUCAACCUGCUGGGCCAGCGCAUGAGUGACAUCUACGUGUCCGGGUGGCUGGACGGGCUCCCCGAGCAGCGGCAGCACACCGACAUCCACUAUCGCUCCCUGGACGGCCGCGGCGCCUUCAACUGGCGCUUCGUGUUCCCCUUCGAGUUCCUGGCGGCUGAGAAGCUCUGCGCCAUCCGCCGCAAGGAGCACGUGUGGAGCCUGGACGAGACCCUGCUGAAGGUGCCGCCCAAGCUCAUCCUGCAGGUGUGGGACAAUGACAAGUUCAAGGCGGACGAUCUGCUGGGGAUCCUGGAGCUGGAGCUGACCCGGCUGCCCCGCCCGGCCCGCAGUGCCCGCCUGUGCCGGGCCUCGCCGUCGGAGCUGCCCUGGCUCUCGUGGCCCUGGUUCUCCCUGCCCCUCUUCCUCCGGCCCCUGAACCUGUUCCGCAGGCGGAGGGCGCGGGGCUGGUGGCCCUGCACCAUGCACGAGGACGGCGGCCAGCGCCUCUCGGGGAAGCUGGAGCUGAGCCUGGAGCUGCUGUCGGCGCAGGAGGCCGAGGAGCGGCCGGUGGGGAAGGGCCGGGAGGAGCCCAACAAGCACCCAACCCUGCCCGAGCCCAGGCGCCCCAAGUCCUCGUUCCUGUGGCUGACCUCUCCCCUCCGCCUCAUCCGCUACGGCGUGCGCUGGCGCUACCUGCUGUGGCUCGGGCUGGGGCUGGCGGCGCUGCUGCUGCUCCUGCUGCUCCAUUCCUUCUUCCCGAGCACCCUCAGGGUGAAGGUGGCUGAGGCGCUCCCGCUCCUGCCGGCCACGAAGCAUCCCCGGACUGAAGGCUGA
This is a messenger RNA of Melospiza georgiana, 7059 nucleotides long. It is a transcript of the gene FER1L5, whose product is annotated as fer-1 like family member 5. The transcript has 52 exons. Lineage: Eukaryota; Metazoa; Chordata; Aves; Passeriformes; Passerellidae. Gene Ontology annotation, biological process: vesicle fusion; negative regulation of phagocytosis; T-tubule organization. Gene Ontology annotation, cellular component: membrane; cytoplasmic vesicle; T-tubule. The record is from RefSeq and is a predicted model, not a curated record. Gene Ontology annotation, molecular function: calcium-dependent phospholipid binding; calcium ion binding. The coding region runs from base 1 to 7059 and encodes 2352 amino acids.